AGUGUAAUACGAUUAAAUCAAUGGUUUCAAUUACACGAUAGUGUUAGGUUUUAAUUAAUGGUGUAGAAGAUGUGAAGUGAAAGAUAGUAUAAACUAUUUGUAUACAAUAGGUUUAUCUCUACAUAAUUCAAUCAGUGAAACGUGCCAACAAAGUUUUAAAUCAAGAUAGACUUGUCAGUAUGAGUGAGUGCGAAACAUCAAUUGGCUACCAUCAUCGAAGCAAAUUUCCGAAGAGUGUAAAACAUGCGACAAACGCGAGCGGAUUCUUCGAGGUGCAAAUCCUCUCGCUGACGAACAACAGGGGCACCCUGGUGGACGGUAGGUGUUGCGGCGGGGGAGGCGAUGGCGGAGGAAAAGGAGAAUUACCACCGUGCACGACACCGUGCUCGACGGCCUUCUGGCUCUGCUUGAAGGAAUACCAGUCGAACGUCACAGCCAUAGGCUCGUGUAGCUUUGGCAACGUAUCUAGUCACGCCCUCGGCCAGAACACCUUCACCCUCAGCGAACCGGUCACCCUACAACUGCACUUCACCUUCCGAUGGACGAGGCAAUUCACGCUUAUCCUGCAAGCGAGAGACGAGGCGAGCACAGGCGUGAUCGAGGAAGCAAGUUUCAGCGGCAUUGUCCUGCCAGGACCCACGUGGCACACUCUCAAUCAUGAAGGGAGAAACGCUCAUCUAGCUUAUCGCGUUCGGGUCCAGUGCGCGGAUCAUUAUUACAACGCGACCUGCACGAAGUUCUGCAGGCCAAGGAACGACAUAUUCGGCCAUUACACCUGCGACGAGAACGGCGACAAGGUGUGCAUACAGGGUUGGAAAGGCGCCGACUGUGAGAUAGCGGUGUGCAAGGAGGGUUGCCACCCCGUCCACGGUCACUGCAACGUCAGCGGCGAAUGCAAAUGUCGACACGGUUGGCGCGGUGAACUCUGCGACCAGUGCACCCCCUACCCUGGUUGCAAGCACGGAUAUUGCAACGGUUCCAGUUGGCAGUGUAUCUGCGACACGAAUUGGGGCGGCAUCCUCUGCGACCAGGACCUCAAUUAUUGCGGCACCCACGAGCCCUGUCAAAACGGCGCGUGCGAGAACACGGCGCCGGACCAGUACAAAUGCACCUGUCCCGAGGGAUUCUCGGGACCGACCUGCGAGAAGGUGGACAACCCCUGCGCCUCCAAUCCUUGCGCCAACGGAGCGACUUGCAGGGAACUCGGUGAGAGCGCGCAUUGCGAGUGUGCCCCUGGAUUCUCCGGCCCUUACUGCGCCACGGAUAUAGACGAGUGCGCCUCCCAACCUUGCCAAAAUGGCGGCACCUGCGUCGACGGGAAGAACGAAUUCGUGUGCAAUUGUCCACCGGCCUGGCAGGGUGUUCUCUGCCAAUUCGACGUGGAUGAGUGCGCCCUGAAGGAAUCCCCCUGCAAAAAUUCAUUGACCUGUGUGAAUCUUGCCGGUGAUUACAAAUGUCGCUGCAGGAGCGGUUUCACGGGGAAGAACUGCACGAAGAACAUCAACGAUUGCAUCGGCCAGUGCCAGCACGGGGCAUUGUGCAUCGAUCUGGUCGACGAUUAUCACUGCAGCUGCACCGCCGGCUAUUCGGGCAAGGAUUGCGACGUGGACAUCGACGAGUGCGCCUCGAAGCCGUGUCAGAACGGCGGCGAAUGCAGAGACCUGGUGAACGCGUACGAGUGCGUUUGUCCUGUCGGUUUCACCGGAUAUCAGUGCGAGAUCGACAAGGAUCAUUGCAGCCCGAACCCUUGCAGAAAUUCCGCGCCUUGUUUCAAUACGCAGACAGAUUACUACUGCCACUGUCCGGAACAAUGGCAAGGGAAGAAUUGUUCCGAGCCAGCCUCCCAUAAUCCGCAAUUCGGCAUGAUGGACGAGGAGUCCGGGUGCGGCAGCGAGGGCACACCAUGCGGCGGCAGGGGUAGAUGCAGCGGUGGCAGAUGCAUUUGUGACGCCGGGUAUACAGGGAUGCACUGUCACGAGAACAUCAACGAUUGCAGGGGUAAUCCUUGUUUGAACGGUGGCACGUGUGUCGAUUUGGUUAACUCGUUCCAGUGUAUCUGUAGAGAGGGAUGGACCGGAGAUCUGUGCGAUCAAGACGUGGACGAGUGUACGAACUCACCCUGCCGCAACAACGGCACCUGCGUGGACGGUGUCGCGGACUUCACCUGCAUCUGCAGGGGUGGAUGGAAGGGCAAAACUUGUACUCUUCGCGCUGGACACUGCGAACCAGGUUGGGAGGGAGCAGCAUGCCACAUAGCAUCUCCGGCGUGCGCGAGCAAUCCUUGCGAGAACGGGGCGACCUGCGUGAACACCGCCGAUGGGAAUUACAGAUGCGUCUGUCGCGAAGGUUUCGAGGGUCCGAAUUGCCGUCGAGACGUCGACGAUUGCCAGCCAUUGCCUUGCUUGAACGGGGGUAAAUGCGUGGACGGGAUCAACUGGUUCAGAUGCGAGUGCGCGCCAGGCUUUACCGGUCCAGAUUGUCGUAUAAACGUGAACGAAUGCGCCAGCGAUCCCUGCACGACUGGGUCCACGUGUGUGGACGGUAUAGCGAGCUACACUUGCAUCUGCCCGCCAGGAAGGACCGGGGUACGCUGCGAGAUUCGUACAGCGGGUGGACCAGGAUGCCCGGUGGCUAGCUGGGACGACGAUUGCAACGUCUGCGAAUGUCGUAACGGGAAGAACCAGUGCAGCAAUAUCUGGUGCGGUCCUGGAAACUGUCUGAACGGUACAUCGUGUCUGGCUCACGAGGUAUGCGUGCCUAGUCCGAACGAAAGUUGUCUAGCUCCGCCGUGUCCAGCAUGGGGCGAAUGUCGCCCCGUGGAAACUGGAAGAAGAGUAGGGCCGCCCGCUCUACCGGCACCGCCCUCCUGUUGGCCUGGACAAGCCACGCCGGGCCCAACCUGUUCCAGGCUUACCAUCCUGUUAAGAAGAGACACUCUGGCCGCCAGUACAUCGGUAGAGAUCCUCUGUAGACGAUUGAGAAAACUUCUAUCCGAUCCGAGAAGGCCACAGUCGAUCGUUCUUCUGUGCGAUCUUAAGCCUGGUGAUAACGACACAGUGGAAGUGACCAUAUUCUCGGAAGCGGCCGCAGAUGCGGCCAGAGAUCUAGGCGAGGCCCUUAGCAGACCCCUGGGCAGACCACUCGCUCUGGCCUCCGUGCUCGAGGUCAAAGUGGAGACGGCCUUGCUCAGCGAACCGAGUUCCGUAAACUCGAGCAGCGCGGGAAGCUACGUGGCCGUCCUCGGCGGAGCUCUGGCGACCGUUUUGGUGUUGGCUUUGUUCGGUGGACUGUGGUAUCUUCGAACGGUCAGACAAAGAUCCAGCCUGACCGCGACGACCAGCAGCGAGACAUCGUUGCAUCGACACCGCAGCGAUUUGGACGAAAAAUCGAACAAUCUUCAAAACGAGGAGAAUCUUAGGAGAUACGCGAACCCUUUGAAAGACCAGGAUCAAGGAGAACCAAGAGUUUCCGUGGUGAGACCUUUGUCUGGAACUUCGUUGGGUGCGCUCGGUGCAACCGAAGAGAGUUUGGAAAUGGUCUCGGACGAGAGUAGACAUCGGUUGCCACCACUUUACAAAGCUCCCAGCGCAGAAGCCAGGAACAAUACCGCUAGUUUUACGUACGAAGAAGGGCCUCAUAAACCGUACAGCAAACCUAGAUUGCAGGAGCCGACGUAUUCUCAGCAAGGGAGCAGCAAUCAGACAUCGGGACCGCAUCAAGUACUGACGGUGCACGUGUAAUGCCCGCAGACUUACGGAUGUUUCGUGAAAAAUUUCA
Apis florea (little honeybee) is the source of this 3777-nucleotide messenger RNA. RefSeq names its product protein serrate (gene Ser). The record is from RefSeq and is a predicted model, not a curated record. Gene Ontology annotation, cellular component: membrane. Lineage: Eukaryota; Metazoa; Arthropoda; Insecta; Hymenoptera; Apidae. Gene Ontology annotation, molecular function: calcium ion binding; Notch binding. Gene Ontology annotation, biological process: cell communication; multicellular organism development; Notch signaling pathway.